UUUUGUAGUCUUGCAGCUCUCCUACUUGUAACUGCCCCGGCAUAUCAAGAUUGCUUCCGUGGAAACAAGACUUUUGUCUCUUGCAAUAGCAACAACCUUUUCUAGAUCAUAGCCAUUUCCUUCCCUUGGAUUCUCUUUUCAAUCUUUGAAGAAUCUUGUCCAGUAUUCUCAAAAAAAAAAAAUUAUUUUUUAAUUUUUUUUCCCAUUGAUUAGCUGAGCGAUGGCGAAGACAGGAAACAAAAUUUUACAAGCAAAACUGGUACUUCUUGGGGACAUGGGAACAGGGAAAACAAGUUUGGUUCUUAGAUUUGUGAAAGGCCAAUUUUCUGAGUACCAGGAAUCAACAAUUGGAGCUGCAUUCUUCACUCAAGUCUUGUCAUUAAAUGAAGCAACAGUUAAAUUUGAUAUAUGGGAUACAGCAGGACAAGAGCGAUACCACAGUUUGGCUCCUAUGUAUUAUCGAGGUGCUGCUGCUGCUAUAGUGGUCUAUGACAUCACAAGCGUGGAUUCUUUUGUGCGAGCAAAGAAGUGGGUUCGAGAAGUGCAAAGACAAGCAAACCCAAGUUUGACAAUGUUUUUGGUGGCUAACAAGGCUGAUUUGGAAGACAAGAGAGAAGUGGGAAAUGAGGAAGGUGAGCAAUACGCCAAAGAAAACGGCUUGUCUUUUCUUGAAACUUCAGCAAAAACAGCUCUGAAUGUCAAUGAGCUCUUCUAUGAAAUAGCUAAGAGAUUGGCAAAAGCUAACCCUUCACGUCAAACUGGAAUCAAGCUUCAUAACAGACCUCAAGAUAGUAGAAGAAGAUUAUAUUGUUGCACUUAAUGAAUCAAUUAAUUUUGGGCUUGGAGCAAUGGUAAGAUUGUUCUUUGUGAUGGGGAAGGUAACGGAUUUGAAUAUGGAAAAGUUGGGUAGUAUUGUGCACCCGAAUCUAUCCUUUAUAUCUGUUAUAUGUUCUACAGAUAAACCUGGAAACAUAAUUCAAUGGCCUCUGCUCAUUAAGGAAUCACAUACACAUAAUGGAAGUGAAAGUUUAUAGUUGUACUGUUGCAGUGAUGGCCCAAUAUCACUCAAUCCUCUCAUGAGUUGACCUGCUCCUAAUUGACCUUUGGGUUUCUUUAUGUGUUCAGACAAGUUUGUCCAAUGUAAUCUUUCUAUUUUAUUUACAACAUUAUUAUUUAUUUUUUCUUUUGUUGAAUAUUAUUUAUUUUUUCUUUUGUUGAAUAUUUUCAGAUGUUUUGUGUCCA
Gastrolobium bilobum is the source of this 1242-nucleotide messenger RNA. RefSeq names its product ras-related protein RHN1-like. The transcript has 7 exons. Gene Ontology annotation, molecular function: GTP binding; GTPase activity. NCBI's taxonomy places the organism in Eukaryota, Viridiplantae, Streptophyta, Magnoliopsida, Fabales, Fabaceae. The record is from RefSeq and is a predicted model, not a curated record. Bases 221 to 820 code for a protein of 199 amino acids.